AUGUCGUUAACAAAUUGCCGUUUUUAUGAGGAGAAGUACCCGGAGAUAGACAGUUUUGUGAUGGUGAACGUGAAGCAGAUUGCGGAAAUGGGAGCAUACGUGAAGCUCCUUGAGUACGAUAACAUUGACGGCAUGAUUUUGUUGUCAGAAUUAUCUAGGCGUCGUAUUAGAAGUAUACAGAAGCUCAUCCGCGUCGGAAGAAAUGAGGUUGUAGUUGUUCUUCGUGUGGAUAAAGAAAAGGGUUAUAUCGAUCUGUCAAAACGCCGAGUCUCUGCCGAGGAUGUCAUCAAGUGUGAGGAGCGAUACAAUAAGAGCAAAUCUGUUCAUUCGAUCAUGCGCCACGUUGCGGAGAAGACACACACUCCGAUUGAGGAGCUAUACCAGCAGAUCGGUUGGCCGCUGAAUAAAAAAUAUGGACAUGCCAACGAUGCGUUCAAACUUUCGAUCACAAAUCCGAGUGUGUGGGACGAUGUAACUUUCCCAAGCCAGGUCGUCAGAGAUGAGCUCUUGCUACACAUCAGCAAAAGGCUUACGCCACAGCCCACUAAGGUGCGAGCGGACAUUGAGGUUACAUGUUUCAGUUACGAGGGUAUCGACGCUGUUAAGGACGCCCUACGAACUGCUGAGGCCAACAACACCACGGAUACACAGGUCAAGGUCAAACUGGUUUCCCCUCCAUUAUAUGUCCUGACCAGCCAUUGCCUGGACAAAAACCUCGGCAUCAAAACUUUAGAAGACGCUAUUAGGAGCAUUUCUGAGAAAAUUCGGUCUUCAGGAGGGUCAUGUGUGGUCCAAAUGGCACCUAAGGCAGUAACGGAAGAGGAUGAAGCUAACCUGCAGCUUUUGAUGGAGAAAAAAGAACGCGAGAACCAAGAAGUUAGCGGCGAUGAAAGUGUCAGCGAGAGUGAUGACGCGAUGGUUGAAUAG
Molecule: messenger RNA, 927 nt
Organism: Ophidiomyces ophidiicola
Lineage: Eukaryota; Fungi; Ascomycota; Eurotiomycetes; Onygenales; Onygenaceae
Exons: 4
Coding region: 1-927 (308 amino acids)
Cellular component (GO): multi-eIF complex; eukaryotic translation initiation factor 2B complex; eukaryotic translation initiation factor 2 complex
Molecular function (GO): translation initiation factor activity; RNA binding; ribosome binding
Source: RefSeq, a predicted model, not a curated record